AUGUCUAUAAACCCAAAGCAUAACUCUGAUUAUUUUUAUUUUGAAAGAGCCAUCCUGAUUAUCACUGGUAGCCAUCAGCUAGAAAGCCGACGAUACGAUGGUGGUGUGAAGCCAAAGCUUAAUUUACAGCAAGUAGCAAUUGCACAGGUUGUGAAUUACAAUGUAAGCAGUAAAGAGAAUUCAGAGAGAGAGUCCGUCAUCCACAGCCACUACAGUCCUCUUAAUGUCACAGUGAAUGGGAGCCCUUGCAUACUUUUCUGGGCCAGAAGAAUCAUGAUUAAGUUUCAGAAUCACACUCAGCUGGACCUAACAGACAAGACAUUUGGUGUUCAUGCAACUGUAGAUGUUGCUGAUUCAAACUGCAGUGAAGAAAAUGCUAUGCUUUCCCUUAAUUUUGGUGAUGUUGACAAUCUGAAGGGAUUUGUUAUCAGAUUUAUGCUCACAAACAGUUACUACAAGCUGUCCAUUCAAAACUGGUUUACCUUGCAUAGAAUCCAGCUCAUAUACAACCAUUCCGUACAAGCGACAUUCAAUGCAACCCGAAUACAUGCUCCAGCGAGUUAUUCCUAUCACUGUGAACAUGUUAGCAACCUCCAGAGGUAUGAUGCGCUGCUGACACCCAGCUCCACAAAUGAUGCAGCCGGGCUCUGGGAAGUCACUUUUAUUGACUUUCAGAUUCAAGGAUUCAACAUUGAAGAUGGACAGUUUGCUUACGCCAAAGACUGUGCCUCCUUAUUCCCACCAGCAAUUCUGAUGGGCCUGGUGAUGUCUCUGAUUUUGCUUCUUGUUCUGGCCUAUGCCCUCCACAUGCUGAUACACUUGAAAUCCCUUGACAGGCACUAUGAAGGCAAGGCAUCUCCUGCUUAUUUUCCACCGAUGAAAGACAUUGACACAGCAGAUGAAAAAGAACCACUGCGAAAUAAUGGGAACGAAGCCUAUGAACUUACAAGCCAACAGUACUCCAAGAUCUAUAUUUAGCAGUGUCUGUGUGUUCCAC
Messenger RNA from Euleptes europaea (tarantolino), 997 nucleotides. Its product is annotated as V-type proton ATPase subunit S1-like protein. The record is from RefSeq and is a predicted model, not a curated record. Lineage: Eukaryota; Metazoa; Chordata; Lepidosauria; Squamata; Sphaerodactylidae. The coding region runs from base 1 to 978 and encodes 325 amino acids. The transcript has 6 exons. Gene Ontology annotation, cellular component: proton-transporting V-type ATPase complex.